Pyrenophora tritici-repentis Pt-1C-BFP is the source of this 1644-nucleotide messenger RNA. Its product is annotated as GatA, Asp-tRNAAsn-Glu-tRNAGln amidotransferase A subunit and related amidase. The record is from RefSeq and is a predicted model, not a curated record. Lineage: Eukaryota; Fungi; Ascomycota; Dothideomycetes; Pleosporales; Pleosporaceae.
AUGGUUUCAGCGUGGUUCUUGACAAAGGUCUUUGCGGCUUUUGUGCCCUUAGUGAGCGUGUAUGCGCACCCCCAAACCAAGUUUCCGUUACUUCUCGAUGCUACUGCGGAUGAUUUGGUUGCUGGUCUUCAUGCCGGAGACUUUACGAGCGUGGAUUUGGUCAAGGCUUACAUCGGACGUAUUAUGGAAGUCAAUCAAACGCUGCACAUGGUCAUUGAAAUCAACCCUGAUGCUUUGUCAAUCGCGAAAACUUUGGAUGAAGAGCGUGCGAGUGGGAAAAUUCGAGGCCCUCUUCACGGACUUCCUGUACUGGUCAAAAACAACAUUGCCACUGCGGAUAAAAUGAACAAUACAGUCGGAUCCUGGUCUCUAGUCGGCGCCAAGGUCCCACGUGAUGCUACUGUCGUAGCGAAGCUUCGAGAGGCGGGUGCGGUCAUCCUCGGAAAGUCCAAUCUCUCUCAAUGGGCCAACUUCCGCUCUUCCAACUCUUCAAAUGGAUGGUCCGCUCAUGGUGGACAGACUUAUGGCGCAUACUACCCUGGUCAGGAUCCUAGUGGAAGCAGCAGCGGUAGUGGAGUUGCGGCUAGUCUGGGUCUUGCAUGGGGAACUCUUGGUACUGAGACUGAUGGCUCCAUCAUUUCCCCCAGUCAAGUGAACAACAUUGUAGGUAUUAAACCAACCCUUGGUCUAACUAGCAGAGCUCUCGUGGUUCCUAUUUCAGAACGCCAAGACACUGUUGGAGCCAUGGCUCGUACAGUCAAGGACGCAGCAUACAUACUCCACGCCAUCUCGGGACCUGACAGCUACGACAACUACACCUUCGCCAUCCCAUGGGCAAAGUUAGGAAAGAAGCCCAACUAUGUUGCCGCAUGUAAGCUAGAUGCUCUCAAGGGCAAACGCAUCGGUGUCCCACGCAACUACAUCGGCACCCCCGACAACACCACGACGGCCAUCUACGCCGCCUUCGAAGCCGCCCUAGACACAAUCCGUUCCGCCGGCGCCACCGUCGUCGAAGACACAAACUACACGGCCUAUAAAGAAUGGACACAAUCCAACGCAGAAACCAUCGUCCUCCACGGCGACUUCGGCCCUAACCUAGCCCACUACCUCUCCCAACUCACGUCCAACCCCAACAACAUACACACGCUCGAAGACGUCCAACGCUUCACCCAUUCCUUCCCGCUAGAAGACUAUCCCGACCGCGACACGGCAGAAUUUGACGCCUCCAUCGCGCAAGUCAAGAAUUUCUCAAACACCGACGCUGCCUUUUGGACCGCAUACCAAUACAACCAAUAUCUCGGCGGCCCCGGCGGUAUCCUCGGCGCGCUCGAGAAAUACAACCUAGACGCCGUUGUCACGCCUGCUUUUCUUGCGUCUUCCAUCUCUGCAAUUAUCGGGGCGCCGGUUGUUACGGUGCCAUUAGGGGCAUACCCACAGGGCACGCAGGUUGUGAAGAAUGCAAGGGGAGAUUUGAAUGCUACGGCGCCGAAUGUGCCGUUUGGGAUUAGUUUUUCGGGGAAGCUGUGGAGUGAGGAGAGUCUGGUGGGGUUUGCGUAUGCGUUUGAGCAGAGGACCAACGUGAGGGAGAAGGUGAAGCCGUAUUUGGUGCCGCGGGUGGAGAUUCAAGAUGUGGUGGGGAAGUAG